This is a messenger RNA of Ilex paraguariensis (yerba mate), 645 nucleotides long. NCBI's taxonomy places the organism in Eukaryota, Viridiplantae, Streptophyta, Magnoliopsida, Aquifoliales, Aquifoliaceae. The record is from the annotation of a GenBank genome assembly.
AUGAUGAUGGCUUCAGGUAAUAUGAUGAGUCAAGCAUGGCGAGAUCUUCAACUGUCACCUGCUUGGAUGGUCACUCAUUCAUCGGUAAACCCUAGACCUCCUUUUUGGGUUAUCAAAGAAGACGAACUUUUUCAUCUUUAUGAAAAUCCCGGAAUGAUUGAUACUUACCAAGACGCUUUUAUGUUGGACGAUAUGAUUAUGACCCAAAAUUUUGAGAGGAAUGAAAAUAUUGAUGUUGCAUCCCGUGAUGCCUAUUUGAAGGGAGAUCAUCUUUCUGCGCGGGUAUUUUCCCAGAUGGCACAAGAAGAAAAACAGGCGGCAAAGGUUCUUAAUGAUAAAGCUGCAAAAGAAAUUUUAAGGAUCGAAAAUUGGAACAAUGAUAUCUGGAAGUUAGAUUUACAUGGCCUUCAUGCGAUGGAGGCCGUUCAAGCCCUAGAGGAGCACUUGCAGAUAAUAGAAUCUGAAGCGUCAAUAUCACUUAGACAAAGACAGAGAUCCUUGCUAGUUAUAACGGGAAGAGGGGUUCAUAGCCGAGGACAAGCUGUUCUUCCAACAGCUACUAGGAGCUUCCUCAGUGAAAGAGGAUAUCAUUAUGAUGACUCAAGGCCUGGGGUUUUCACAGUACGACCCAGAUUUCAUUGCUAG